Molecule: messenger RNA, 813 nt
Organism: Chaetomium globosum CBS 148.51
Lineage: Eukaryota; Fungi; Ascomycota; Sordariomycetes; Sordariales; Chaetomiaceae
Exons: 2
Coding region: 1-813 (270 amino acids)
Biological process (GO): zinc ion transport; transmembrane transport
Cellular component (GO): membrane
Molecular function (GO): metal ion transmembrane transporter activity
Source: RefSeq, a predicted model, not a curated record
AUGGCCGUGGCCUCCUUUCUUGCCGGCGCACUCCCGUUGUCGUUCUCCCUUUCGCACUCACAGCUGCGGCUCAUCGCCUCUCUCGGGGCGGGGUUACUUGUUGGCAGUUGUUUGAUUGUUAUCUUACCGGAAGGAAUUGAGGCCCUUGCGGCGGCCUCGCAGCAACACCCACACCCACCCCCACAGCCGAAGCGGCGGGCGCUGGGUGGGAUAUCCGGACGAGCCGAAGAGGAGCAUGCGGGCCAGGAUCGCGAACUACCCGCUUUCAGCAUUGGAUUCGCUCUGGUCAUUGGCUUUGCGCUCAUGUUCCUCGUUGACCGACUGCCCCGCCAUGCGACAGAGAGGUUUCAAUCAGCGCCGACAAGUAGGCACGUCAGCCUGGAGGAUCUAGCUGGGUCAAGCGUGUCGGGAGAGGAGGAGUCAGAGGGCUUCUUGGGCUCCCUUGCGCCGUCGCCGAAGCAGAGCCGUAGUCUGGCCACUACGCUGGGCCUCGUUAUACAUGCGGCGGCUGAUGGUAUCGCGAUGGGGGCUUCGGCCACGACGUCCAACCUGAGCGUCGGCCUCAUUAUUUUCUUCGCGAUCCUAGUGCACAAAGCGCCAGCUGCGUUUGGGCUGACUUCGAUUCUGCUGAAGCAAGGCCUCUCAAAACGGGCGGCGCGGGUGCACCUCAUGGUGUUCAGUCUUGCCGCUCCCGCGGGAGCAUUGGCAACAUAUUUUAUCGUUUCACUAGUCGGAGGCGACAGCAUGGAGGGCGAGUCAGCACAGUGGUGGACUGGCAUGUUGCUCCUCUUCAGCGCCGGGACAUUCUUGUAG